AUGAAGAGGAAGCUGAGGGAGUUUCCAGUGACUGAAGAUCCUCUUCUUCCAAUUGGAACAUCCAUCAGUGUCCGCCAUUUCAUUCCUGGACAAUAUGUGGAUGUUACUGGAAUUACAAAAGGAAAAGGGUUUCAGGGUGGGAUGAAAAGGUGGGGCUUUAAAGGUAUGCCUGCUUCUCAUGGUGCAUCAUUAUCACACCGAAGUAUUGGUUCUACUGGUCAAAGGGAUGCUCCUGGGAAGGUAUUUAAAGGCAAAAAAAUGCCUGGACACAUGGGUGUCGAGCAAAGAACGGUUAAAAAUGUAUGGGUCUACAAAAUUGACCCUGCCAGGAGCUUGAUAUGGGUAAAAGGCCAAGUUCCAGGUGCUUCAGGAAAUUUUGUGUUCAUAAAAGAUGCAGCGUACAAGAAGCCAGACUUAGCAUUACUUCCAUUUCCAACUUAUUUUGUACCAGAAGAUGAAGACUCUACAAAAUUAGAACCGUUAUUAGUUGAUUUGGCAAUACAGAUCCCUUCAUGGCUGCAGAUUGACCUAAGCCUAGACCAUAAUCUAACUAUUUACGAAACGCGUUUCUACACUUGUUGA
Messenger RNA from Fraxinus pennsylvanica, 582 nucleotides. The record is from the annotation of a GenBank genome assembly. Lineage: Eukaryota; Viridiplantae; Streptophyta; Magnoliopsida; Lamiales; Oleaceae.